GCGCACCGCGCUCGUGCACGCCUCCAGAAGUUCGAGCGAGAGGCAAAAUGGCGGAACUCGAGGAUGUUACGUUAGACGGAAAACCGCUUCAUUCGCUUCGUGUUGCGGAUUUAAAAACCGCCCUGGAAGAAAGAGGGCUCGCAAAAAGUGGACAGAAAAAUGCACUUAUUAAACGACUGAAAGGGGCACUGAUGUUGGAGAAUCUCCAACGAUCUUCAACCUGUCACAGUGGUAUUCAGCCCAACUCACAGAUUGGAGAGGAGAUGAGUCAGAACAGCUUUAUAAAGCAGUACUUGGCCAAACAGCAGGAGCUCCUCAGACAGAGACUGGAGAGAGAAGCCCGGGAGGCCACCGAGGCAGACGAGUCACAGAGUCCUGCAGGCCCAGAGGAGGAUGACAACGAUAGCACUUCAUUCUUAUUAGAGAAACAUCACAUUGCACAUGCUCAUCUGUCAGCUGGAGGAGGGCUCCCACAGGACCCUGGGUUAGUAGGAUCACAGAAGUUAGAUACAGGCCCUGUUCCUGUCUCCCAAGAGUCAUCUGACAGUAAAGCUGGGAGGAUCUGGCAUCCUUCUUUCCCCUCUGGACAUGAGGAUGUCGCUACACCCUCCCCUCCACGAGCAGUUGCCUCCUUGUCUGUACGUGUGGUUGGACAACCUGAGCGCCAAGGCCUGCCGCCUCGUUCACAAGAAAGAGAGGGAACGGCCCCAGUUGAAGCAGGUCCUGCCCAUUCAAUGCUGCAGCUCAGUCGUUCUGCAAGGGCAGCAGGUGGUGCUCAAGUUGACAGUGAUGAUGAUGAUGAUGAAGAGGACGAUGAUGACAGUGAGGACGAUGAUGAGUGGGGUCCGGCCUCGCAUGGGAAGAAGAACGUACGGGCUCCUCCAGCACGUGCUCCACCAGCCGCUGCCCCCCAACGCUCCCGUCGAAAACUUCAGCCCCCACAACACAUCCCUCCCCAGCUUCAGCCAGUCCUCCAGCCACCUCUGCAGCUCCGUCAGCCCACUCCUCCACCAUCUCCACCUCCAGAGCUCUCAUUCCCAUUACCUGAUACUCCCAAACAGAGUCCACAUGACCAAGAUGAGCCAGCGGGCCUAGCGGAAGCUGCUGUUCCAGGGCCAGGCAUGGUCUCUCCUCCAUCCCUCACACGACAGGAGUCAAGCUCCAGUUCUAGAUCUAGCAGCCCAGAACCUCCAUCCACACGCAAACCUGGUCCCCUUAGCCUCUUGGUCCGCAAAAUGGAGUCUGAAGGUGUGUUUGGUAGUGCACAGAACAUAGAGGUGAAGGGUGAAGGGGACAUGGAAGUUGAAGAGCAGGAACAUAGUGAAGCAGCAGUGCAAGACUCAACUCGGGAGCUUUCUAGGACAGAUGUGUCCUCCUCAGUAUCCACAAUGCCCCCUGAUCAACAAGGUAUUCAAGAUUCUGAGUUGGAGAAAGGGGAAGAUGAGCCAAAACCAAGUGAGGAGACGCAAAAUGAGAAAGUGGAUGAGACUUCUGUACCAUUAUGUUCGACUUCGACCACCACGCGCUCAUCUAGGAGGCAACGCAUUUUCUCUGAGGUCCCACCACCUGAGUCACUCAUGUCACCUUCCAAACCUGAGCAGUUGUCAAUGCUCACCUCCAUUUCAAAAGGCUCUGAAGAUUCUCCCAUGGAAACGGAGGAAUUUACAACAACGCCUGCAUCAAAACACAAAGAGGACAAAGAAUUGAAGGGUUUGAAUAAUGAGGCACCAGAAGAGUCACCUAAACCAGCAGACGAAAAUAAAAAGGCCCUAACUUCACCUCAUGCUACAUCUGAAGAAGAAAAGAUGGAUAAAACAAGAGACCGUUCAAAGAAAGAUAAAAGACGCUCCUCAACAUCAAGUCAGUCGUCAUCAUCUGAUGCGGAUUCAGAAUCAUCUUCCUCUCAUUCUUCAAGCUCUCCUUCACGUGAUAAAUCCAGCCCAACCAGCAAAACGAAGGAUGUAGAAGAGAAAGGACGAAAAGGUGCUGAAGAAAAGAAGGCUCAGUCUUCAAGGGAGGUAAAGCAGGAAGCUCUCUCUGAGCCUACAGGCCAAGUUGCCAUGGAACUGGAGGGCCUCUCUCAUUCAGAGAGUGCUGUGCAACAGUCCGACCACCAGGGGGCAGAUUCAAGCGACUCCCGCCCAGAGGAGAGCUCUGCUGCAAAAUCGUUUGCUGCCCGCAAGAUCUCCCUGAGCAGUAAAACAGAGAUUGCAUCAUCUGAGUCAGAGCCGGUGGGGGGAGCCAGCAGGAAGAGACGGUGGGGUUCCAGUACAGCAGUCACAGCCAAGAAACCAUCAAUCAGCAUCACCACUGAGUCGCUGAAGACAUUAAUUCCAGACAUCAAGCCCCUGCAGGAGGCAGUAGUGGAUUUGCACCCAGAUGAGGGCCGUCUCUCUGUGGAUGAGGACUCCUCUGGCCCUCGUGAACGAGAGGAACCGGAAGAGGAUCAGGGCCUGAAAAUCAGACGCACAGUGACACAGAUUGUUCCAUCUGAUGGACACGAGAAUGGCCAGAAAGAAAUGGACGAGAAGGAUGAGGAGGAAGAUGAAGAUGAUGAAGAAGAAGAGCAGAAACACUCGGGAGAAGAAAAGGAGAAACCUAGGAAACAGGAAAGCUCACCUGAUGCUAGUGUGGAAACACCAGAAUGUGAUUCUCAAAAAGUCACACCCAGUGAUUCUUUAGUAAGGCGCUCCAUCAGUCAGCAGAAGUCAGGUGUGUCCAUCACUAUCGAUGACCCCAUACGAACGGGCCGCCAGCUUUCUCCUCCUCGUGGAAAAACCUCCAACAUCAUACAUGUCCUUCACCUGGUGCGGCCUUUCACCUUAGGCCAGCUGAAGUUAUUAUUAAAUCGGACUGGCACAAUGGUGGAGGAGGGUUUCUGGAUUGAUAAGAUCAAGUCUCACUGUUAUGUCACAUACUCCACUGUAGAGGAAGCAGUGGCCACUCGAGAAGCACUACAUGGUGUGAAAUGGCCAGCAAGCAAUCCCAAAGUACUACGUGUGGACUUCAGUGACCAGGAUGAGUUGGACUUUCACAAAGGUCUGAUCUCUGGUGAACGUGCGGGUGUAGGUCAUGACCCUAAAGCCUCAGGACCGUCCAGCCGGCCCCCCGCCGCUCAUCCACCGAUCCCUCCUCCAAACCAUGAAAAAGAGAAGGAACGCGAGAGAGACAGAGAUGGAGGUUCUUCAGCUGUCAGAGACCAGUGGGCUGAGAGAGAAAGGGCCAUGGAGAGGAGAGAGAGGACCCGUUCUGAGCGGGAGUGGGAUCGGGAUAAAGUCAAGGAUUUCGGGCGGGAGGAGCGAGACAGAACGAGAAGGUCUCGAUCGAGGGAGCGAAGACGCAGAGAGAGAGGCAAGAGUAAAGAGAAGAGGACGGAAAAGAAAGAAAAACCAGAAGAGCCUCCUGUUAAACUGCUCGAUGACCUCUUCCACAAAACUAAAGCGGCUCCCUGUAUAUACUGGUUACCCCUCACAGAUGAACAGGCAACACAGAGAGAUCAGGAGCGAGCCGACCGCAUCAAGGAGCGAGAGAAGAGGAGGAAGGAAAUCUUUGAGGAAGAAGACAAAAAACGAAAAGAAAGAGAGCAAGAGAGAGCAAAAGGCCGCGACCGAGUGGGAGGAAACACAGCAGAAACCAGAGCUGGAGUUCCCAGACGGUCAACCGAAGGGGAGAGAGACCGAGGGAAGGGCGGAGAGAGAGAAAGAGGAAGAGAGGCGGACAAGAGGAAAGAUGCACAGAGAGGCCAACGUGACUCCAAAACCACCACAGCAGCGGGCAACAGACGCUCGCAGAGCCACAACAGCACCUCCAGAGACAGACGACACUGAGAGAGGAUGGAAGAUCAGAGUCGACAGGACCACCAUUUCACACAGGAUCACGAUUCUUCACACAAACUACAUUUACUCACUCUCAUGUCAUUCCAAACCUGUAUUUAUUUGAAGAACAACAGAUUUGUUUUCAUAAAUGGUUUAUACGCCAGAUUGGACCCCCUUAACUGCGAAAAAUGUUUGAUUAUGCUUCACAAAAUGGUCAGAAAUAAGGGAUUCUUCACCUAAAAAUAAAAAUGGUCAUCAUUUACUCAUCCUCCAAACCUGCUUGAGUUUCUUCUGUUGAACACAAAGGAAGAAUGCUGACUUCCAUAGUAAUUUUAGGUCCAACUAUAAAUGUUAAUGGCUGCCGGUUUCCAACAUUCUUCAAAAUACCUCCUUUUGUGUUCACCAGAAGUUUAGUGACAAGUUUGACCUGCUUGACAGAGUAAAUUAAGUUUUAGUUUUUGGGGUAAACUGACUCUUUCAAUGGACAUGAGAGCGAGUAAAUGGCCGUUUCUGUUCAAGUGAACAGUCCCCUUCAUCAUUUCAUUCAGUUUUAAUGGUAGUAAUGCACACAUUUAAUCAUCCAGAUCUGAUUUAAAGCAAAUACAA
Messenger RNA from Danio rerio (zebrafish), 4421 nucleotides. RefSeq names its product apoptotic chromatin condensation inducer 1b (gene acin1b). Gene Ontology annotation, molecular function: nucleic acid binding. Lineage: Eukaryota; Metazoa; Chordata; Actinopteri; Cypriniformes; Danionidae. The record is from RefSeq and is marked validated.